AUGGACCAUUUCCGACUUACCAUCACCGACGACAUCACGGAGUGGGAUUACGGGGCGUAUGAGGGGGUGAUACCUGGCGACGUCAAUGUUCGAAGAAAGGAGCAGGGCCUGGGAAAAUGGAAUAUCUGGAUCGAGGGAUGUGAAGGCGGCGAGAAGCCUGAUCAAGUAAAAGAGAGGCUCGACCGGCUUAUCGAACAGAUCACAGAGAUCCAAAAGCCCUUCAUUCAUGGCGGGCCGGCCCCAGAUGUCAUGGUGGUUGCCCAUGGCCAUAUACUUCGCGCUUUCGUCAAGAGAUGGCUCAAGUAUCCGAUGGAUUUCGAGUUUACAAUGAUGAUGGAGCCGGGUGCCAUUGGCAUUCUCAGCUAUGCCCACCACAAUAUCGAGGAGCGUGCCCUUCUGGUUGGCUCCUUCAGACUCAUCCUCAUGUUGCGCAACGAUAUCGCAUUUACUACCACGGACGGCGUUGUCCUCAGUGGCUGGUUUUAUCGGCCGGCUACGACGACAGUGGUGGUCGAUCAGCCACUGUCCUGUGUCAUCCUGUCCCACGGCUUCUCGGCGAUCAAGGAUAUGGGUCUGCACGGUUUUGCCAGCCGCUUUGUGAGCAGCCUGGAAUUGCCUUGUCUUGUCUACGACCACCGUGGCUUCGGAACCAGUGCCACAGGUGCUGGACAGCCCCGUCAUGAGAUCCUCCCUGAUCAGCAGAUUGCCGACAUGCAGGACGCCAUCACCUAUGCCCAGAGCCGUGCCGAUGUUGAUUCCGACCGCAUUGCCGUCUGGGGCAGCUCCUACAGCGGUGGUCAUGUUCUGCGCAUCGGUGCCAUUGACCGCCGUGUUCGUGCUGUUGUGAGCCAGGUUCCCUGCGUCGAUGGCUGGGCCAACUACUACCGUCUCGUGCGGUCAGACUUUGCCGCGAGCAUGAGUGCCGCUUUUGCAGACGACCGCAUCAGUCGCGCUGUCGGCAAGCCACCCACCACAAUUGCGGUUGUCGACAAGGAUCCGCUCAAGCCAUCUGCCCUGCAAACGCCUGACAGCUAUGUCUAUUUUAGCGGCUGGGGCACACACUCAUCCUGGCAGAACGAGGUGACUCUGCGCAGCAUCGAGGCCAUGCGCGCCUACAAUCCCGCUGCGGAUAUCAGCCGCAUUGCACCGACGCCGCUGCUUAUGCUUGUAGCUGACAACGACGUGGUGGCCCCUACGGAUUUAGCACUGGAGGCCUACUCGCGAGCUCACGAGCCCAAAGAGCUGCACCUCUUUCCGGGUGGUCACUUUGAUGGCUACGUGGGCGACAAGUUCCAGAACAACGUGAAGCGGCAGAUCGACUUUUUGCAACGGCAUCUUCCGGAGUAA
Molecule: messenger RNA, 1347 nt
Organism: Grosmannia clavigera kw1407
Lineage: Eukaryota; Fungi; Ascomycota; Sordariomycetes; Ophiostomatales; Ophiostomataceae
Product: peptidase s15
Exons: 6
Coding region: 1-1347 (448 amino acids)
Source: RefSeq, a predicted model, not a curated record